Molecule: messenger RNA, 3596 nt
Organism: Salvia miltiorrhiza (redroot sage)
Lineage: Eukaryota; Viridiplantae; Streptophyta; Magnoliopsida; Lamiales; Lamiaceae
Product: probable E3 ubiquitin-protein ligase RZFP34
Exons: 11
Coding region: 2477-3391 (304 amino acids)
Biological process (GO): protein ubiquitination; ubiquitin-dependent protein catabolic process
Cellular component (GO): nucleus
Molecular function (GO): zinc ion binding; ubiquitin protein ligase activity
Source: RefSeq, a predicted model, not a curated record
CCGAAUUCUCUAGAAAGUCAAGGAAAGAAAAUUCAGAAAGCAACCCUUUCAGCUGUCUGAGCCUUUGCUUUCAAUCCAAAUCACCCAUUUUUUGUCUCCAUUCAUUGUAUGCAUGCCACGCCACCCUCAAACCCACAUCCCAUCAUUCAUUUUUUCAAUAAAAACUGAUUUUUUUUCGCCUUCUUCAAUCUGUACAUCGUUGAAUUGUGUGUUUAUCGCUCUACUCGGUUUCUCUCUCUCUCUCUCUCUCUCUCUCUCUCUCUCUCUCAUAUUUUGCUCGGUAUAUGCUGCUGGCGGUACACAUUUUUGGUGCAAGAAAGAAGAUCUGAUCACGACGAGGUGAUUGCGAAGGAGAUCGCAAUUUUAAAGGUCGCUAUUUUCUGAAAGUUUAUUUAAAAAUUUGAUCUUGACUCAUUAUGGUGUGGUUUUGUGGCUUUUCUUGAGGAACUGAAAGAUGGAGGCUUGAGUUUGUUGAUGGGAUUUGUCUGCUUGAUUAGCUUAUCAUAGGGAUGCAACAUGCUCUCAGCGUGUGUCUUUUGGUGUGGUGGUUUGGCUUUGAUAUCUCUCUUGCUGCUGAUUAUGUGAUGGUUAGGGAUUGUAGAAAGUGAAAUGCAGUUUGCAAUAGAACUUGUGCUGUGUUUACACUCUUUGAUCAUCAUGAAUCUAAGAUCUUGUGCUAGCUAUUUAUCUCUGUGAAGAUGUGUCUGCAUUUAUAGAUGUGAAAUGUUUUGUGAAUGGAUUUUACAUAUUGUGCUUAAUAUGUUGGCUAGCUAUUUAUCUCUGUGAUAUGUGUCUUCGUAUUUGGAUGUGAGAUAUUUUGUGAAUGUAAGACCAUGACCUUAGAUCUUCAGUGGAUGAAGUUUUGGGAUGAUUUUGCUUUGCUUGCCGGUAUGAGAUCAUUCCUUGCUUCUUGAUAUUCUAUCUUAUACAGAAAACAGAUGUUAGAGAACAAGCAUCUUCAUGGAUUAUCUAUUUUUGCCCCUUGUUUCUUUUAAGUUGUGUGUAAGGUUGAGGAGGAGCUAGUUUCUCUCAAUUUUGUUCAUCUAUAGAGUGUGGGCAGCACUAUUGUAACCCCUUUCUUAAAGGAAUGAGGUUUUAUACAAGACUAGAUCAUGCGAUUACUUUGAAUGAUAGGAUAAAUUGAUAAAACAUAUGAUUGAGUAUUUGUGGGAUAAGAUGGUUAAACAAGUUCAAAAUCAAGCAAUCCAUCAAUGUAAAUGGUAUAUCAGCUUGGAUUAUUUUAUCCAUCCAUCUAUCAUUCAAAGUAAACGGCCCAUGUUGUUGUAUUACUUGAAUGGCGUGUUAGUUGGAAAUGAUGGUAUAACUUUGGACAAUUAGAGGGCUUGUGGUUUUAGCUCAAUUUCAACCUCUAUUUCAAUGAUACUAGGGAAGAACCAUCUAAGAUGUCUCCGUAGAUCCUGAUCCAAGUGUUAGUGUGGCGUGGAGUUUCUCAGCAUAUAGGACUUUCUCUUGUUUGUUACUAUUCUUGUAGAGAGUUACUUCUGUUCUGGAAUAUCAAGCUGCAGCUCUUUGGCACCACCCUUUGAUUUUAUGUUGUUUCACAGACAAAUUCUUUUUAGUAGGUAGCGAAUUCUUUUAGGACGUGAGUUAUUCCCUAUUCUGUAUGUGAAUCAAGUUUAAUUUCCAUUGGGUUUCUUUUUUGCUUCAGUCUGUUGUCUUUCAAUUUCGAGCCAUAUGCCUGAGGGACAGGGAAGUGAUAGUUAUGCUCUACAUUUUUACCUUGGAAACGUACGCGCAUAAGGUUGCUUAUUCAUUUAUCGAAUGUUUACCUCCUUGGAGUGUGUCAUCCCUUUGAGUGGGUCAGUUGGAUUUAUGCUGACUUAAUGGGCUAGCCUUACAUUUUAUUCUAUUUAAAAGUGGAGUAGUCGAUGAAAAUACCUACACGUUUGGGAGAGUUAGUGAAUUUCUGUUAAUUAUGCUGUGAGGAAAAGAUCACGAACCCUGAAAGGAGGUGGGUUUGUCCUCUCGAGGACUAGGAUAUAACACACUCAUCCCUGCAAUCAAUCUCUCAGACUUCAACCUUUUCUUCUUUUGACUUUAAAAGGGGCAUGAUUCAUUUUUCUACUGCUUUGACAAUAGGUUUUGAGCGAUCGAUUUUCCAGAAAUGGACAAUAUGCCCAGCUUGAAGAUUUGAAGUUCCGGAAUGCUGCAUGAUAUUUGUGUUGUUGGGGUUUCUUGUAAACCAAACUUGUUUUCAGGAAUUUCUCCUCCGUGUGCGAGGUUUCGUGAUUGGAGCUGUUCAACCUUAGUUGGAUUUUAUUGUUGCUGAUUCUGUUGCUAUGGAGCAAACGUGCAACAGAAGCUGCACGAUCUUGAGGUUUUCGCCCGUCUGGAGGGCGACUAGAUUAGAAAACGUAAAUAGGAUUAGGCUCUUCCUAAAUAUUUUUCUGAAUGCAGGUGCUUUGCUCAUUUAUCAGCUGCUAGUUAGUUGUUAUUCCUCCAUCCAUACAAUUCAAUGGCGUCUGCGGCUGUUGAAUAUUCUGGCACAACAUGUGUCGAGCGUCGUGAUUUGGAACUGCAGCGUUCGCAUGAAGAACACAUUGCAGAGAAUGAGCUGACGACCCUGGGAAAGAUCGCUGGUACUGAAAGAUUAGAUGAAGGGCACAUGCAAUACGGAUGUUCCCACUAUCGUCGGAGGUGUCGCAUUAGAGCUCCGUGUUGUAAUGAGAUCUUCAGUUGCCGUCACUGUCAUAAUGAGGCAAAGAAUAGUAUUAGCAUCGAGCAGAAGCUCAGACAUGAUAUCCCUCGCCACUCGGUUGAGAAGGUCAUAUGUUCACUUUGUGAUACUGAACAGGAGGCUCGACAAGUUUGCGAAAAUUGUGGUGUAUGCAUGGGAAGAUACUUCUGUGGCAUUUGCAAGCUGUUUGAUGAUGAUACAUCUAAAGAGCAGUACCAUUGUAAUGGUUGUGGCAUUUGCAGGAUUGGGGGCUCCAAGAAUUUCUUCCACUGCAACAAAUGCGGUUGCUGUUACUCCGCGCUUCUGAAGAGCAGCCAUCCUUGCGUGGAGAGGGCAAUGCACCAGGACUGUCCCGUUUGCUUCGAGUAUCUAUUUGAGUCGAGAAAUGACGUCAUUGCUCUGCCCUGCGGGCACACCAUUCACAAGGCCUGCUUGGAAGAGAUGCAGGAGCACUAUCACAGGUACGCUUGCCCCAUCUGCUCGAAGUCCGUGUGUGAUAUGUCGAAAGUGUGGGAGAAGUUUGAUUUAGAGAUUGCUGCCACACCGAUGCCACCAUAUUGUGAAAACAAGAUGGUGUGGAUUCUGUGCAACGACUGCGGGCGCAACUCCGAGGUGAAGUAUCACGUCGUGGCGCAUAAAUGUCCCGACUGCAAGUCGUACAACACGCGCCAGACGAGAGGGCUCGGAAGAUAGGUUAUCUGUAGCUGCGCGAUGAAGGCAAUUGGUGUUGCCGGGAGCAUGCCGAAGGGGGGUGUUCCAGGCACCCGUCUUAAACGACGUCGUUUGUUUUUUCGUUCCGUGUUUGUUAAAUACGAGUCAUCUUUUUUUCGAGUUAAUGAAAUGCAGAUGUGCCGAUGUCUUUUUUAUUAUAGAGAAUGAAUAAUGGGUUUUCAUUUUC